CUGUGCGCCGUCGCGUCGCGCAGCGCCCGGAGUCCAUGUCGGAAGCAGGCAAGCCCGAGGGCCGCGGUCGCGGCAAGGCGUCCAAGGGCGAGGGCCGCGGCCGCGGCGGGCGCGGCGGGCGGGGCAAGGGCCGGGGCAAGGGCCGCGGGUCCGAGGGCAAGGGCGCCAAGGGCGGCGAGGCCAAGGCCGGCGACGGCGGCGACGACUUCGAGAAGCCGAAGCGGCGCCGCCCGAAGCGCGACAACGACGAGAACGCCGACGCCAACGGGUCCGGCCCGGGCGCCUUCGCGACCGUCGCCGUCGGCAACCUGUCGUUCGAGACGAAGCGGUUCGACUUCAAGGAGCACGUCAAGGGCGCCGUGGCCGGCGGCUUCGGCCGCGUCGACGUCGCGACGCGCGCCGACGGCCGCAGCCUCGGCCGGGGCACCGUGACCUUCCGCGUCAAGGCCGACGCGGACGCGGCGGCGGCGAAAUUGGACGGAUCCGAGCUCGACGGCCGGAAGCUCAGCGCGCGGGUCCUGGGCCCCGGCGCCAGGGGCGGGCCGGCGCCCAAGGCCAAGGCGCCGCCCAAGGGCGAGGGCUCCGGGGCGAAGAAGCCCGAGGGGCCCCGCGGUGCGCCCGCGCCGCGCGCGGCGGCGCCCGCGGCCAAGGCCGCGGCGCCCAAGCCCGCGCCCAAGCCCGCGCCCGCGGCGCCCAAGGCCCCGACGAUCCAGACCAAGGGGCCCAUGGCCGGCAAGCCCACCUGGGCCUCCAUGGCGCGCAAGGCCAACGCGCCGCCGCCGCCGCCGCCCGCGCCCGCGCCGCCGCCGCCCGCGCCGCCCGCGGCCGCGCCGCCGCCGCGCGCGGCCGCGCCCGCGCCCCGGGCGCCGCCCCAGCCCCGGGCGCCCGCGCCGCGCCGCGCGCCGCCCGCGCCCGCGCCCGCGCCGCCGCCGCAGCCCCGCGCGCCGCCGCCGCCGCAGCAGCGCGACCCGCGCCUCGACGUGCGCCGCGCGCCGCCGGCCGCGCCCGGCGGCUACAACCCCUUCGGCAAGCCCACGGUCUACGGCGGCCAGUCGAACCUCGGCCUCGUGCCCGAGAGCUACCUCAAGGAAACCAGCGACAUCCCGCUCUCCGAGCUCGAGGGCGUCGUCUCCAAGCACUGAGCGCCGCGCGGAGCCCCCCACGUUUUUUGGGCGCUCCCCCUGCCGGGGGGCCCGCGCGCGCGAGCCGCCGGCGCUCACGAGUAAGAUUAGCACGUC
Molecule: messenger RNA, 1238 nt
Organism: Aureococcus anophagefferens
Lineage: Eukaryota; Pelagophyceae; Pelagomonadales; Pelagomonadaceae
Product: expressed protein
Exons: 1
Source: RefSeq, a predicted model, not a curated record